Molecule: messenger RNA, 1260 nt
Organism: Didymodactylos carnosus
Lineage: Eukaryota; Metazoa; Rotifera; Eurotatoria; Philodinida; Philodinidae
Source: the annotation of a GenBank genome assembly
UUUCAUUGUUUCAUCAAAAGCCGGCCUGGAUGCACACUGUGUACCAGUUUGAAAUUGCGUCCUAACAUAGAAGUUCUGAGUUUAAUUAAUAAUAACUUGAUUUGACAAGCAUUAAUCGAAAACAAAUGAUUUUUUCGUUAAUUAGAGGGCAUAUAAAGAUAUAAAGUAUUAUUCGUCUUACUUAUCUGAAAGUUUCUUAAGUUUAUUCCUCGAAUUUUUUUUCGUUUAAAUUUUGAUCGUUUUAGUUUUUUACGUUUCAGUGGAGGAGAUAUCAAUAAAAAAAACCUAGAACAAUACCAAUUAAUAGAAAAGGAUAUGUUACAUACAUAAACUUGUUUACUAUAUCAUCUAAUUUCUUAUAUUGCCAAACAUUUGUCUCCACAUAUCACUACUGAUACCUUAAAUAGAGAAAUUAGACUGUAUCAAAGUGAACUUUAAUCUUUUUAACUCAUUACAUCCGUCGGUGUCUUCCAAGGGACAUUGAUGUGAUAGGUUUAUAAAAAGAAUGGAUCAUCAGUUCAAACGAAAAUUUUUUUUCUAAUUUAAGACGAUAAAUAAUCUAAUAUUUGAUUGAAAUAACAGGACAAAUUUUGCAUUUUAGUGCAGUGAGCAUUUCAGCUAAAGCUAUAAUAAAAGUGUUUUUUGGAUGCAAAAGAUUAACGUGUAUUUUUUCAGAAACCAAAAACUAAUUUUGAUAAUUUCUUGUGAUUUCUAUUCAGGUCAGACAAACGGACUUCGUCAGAAACAACAGCUUCCUCAGAAACUGCAACAGUAUCCGCUUCGUGCUCUAGUGAUAAUGUGUCUGGUCCCACAGCUCGUAUGAAUGCGUCAAUGGUAAUUAAACAAGGAAUACUUUAUUUAUACGGAGGAAUCAAAGAAUUAACUGAAAAGAAACAGAUUACUCUUGGUGAUUUUUAUUGUUUAAAUCUCCACAAAAUGGACGCAUGGAAAACUUUACAUGUAGAUUUAGAUCAACAAAAUGUACAUAUUUAUUCAGAUUCCGAAUCAAGUGGAGAUGAGGAGGAUGGUGAUAUGGAUAUAAAUGAUGACAGUGACAAUUCAUCUUCUUCUUCCAGUGAUGAUGAUUCUCUCGAAAUUGAAGCGCCCAAUCUGAAUCCAGAUGAGUCAUAUGAAGAUUAUUAUUCUCGUACACAUGAUUUUUGGUUAGCAGAAGCACAUAAAGAACUUAAAGAUGAAAAUGAUUCCGUGAGAAUGGAACAUUUAGCCAAACAAAUGGCAAAAUUAUUUUAUAGAUCAUAA